Molecule: messenger RNA, 2760 nt
Organism: Amorphotheca resinae ATCC 22711
Lineage: Eukaryota; Fungi; Ascomycota; Leotiomycetes; Helotiales; Amorphothecaceae
Exons: 6
Coding region: 1-2760 (919 amino acids)
Source: RefSeq, a predicted model, not a curated record
AUGAAGAUGGUGAAAAAGAAAAAGAAUGCUGCGCGGCGAUCUGCUCGUGAAGAGCACAAACUUGCCAAAAAUGCAAAGAAGGAGCACCGAAAGCGGGACAGAAAAACAUACACAGCAGACAUGUGGGCUGUACCACCCCCAUCGCACCUUGUUGCAAGAUUGGAGGUUCCAAAGCACAAAUCCAAGUAUCACUCCUACUUUGAGUUUGCGGAAAACACCGAGAAGAAGAAGAAAAAGCUGGAGUUUAAGGUUACAGAUGAUUCGAAUCCACCACCAGGUUUCAAAUUUGUUCCCAUUGGAGAUCCAACCUUGACAAGUGCAUGCAAAGAACUUUCUAGAGAGAGGGAUGCUAUGAUAUUCAUUGUUUCUGGAUCGAAAGAAGAAAAUUCCAAGAUAUCCGAACACAUAUAUCGAACUGGAUAUCAUUUUCGAGAGAGCAUCGUCGACGAAGCCCGAGAAAUGGUCGGGGAGACCACUGUUUCUAUAACGGCAGACGGGUCCAGAAAAGCAGAACCUAUUCCGGAAUCACAGGAAGAGAUAAACAAGCAGGCCGAUGGUGCAAUCCGAGAUCUAUUCCCCAGAAUACCCAAUACCGACCGGCAGAUGAUCAUUGAACAUGCUUUUAAGAAGGGCGCAAUGUUCCACGGUGAACCAACAGUUGGCCUGCAGCCGGGCAUACCUUUGUCUCGUCGAGUCCAGCUUGCUGUUCUGGCCCACAUUCGACACACUCAUACAAGAUACGAUCAACUUCUCAAAGAGACAACAUGGAUGAACGCACGAAAAGCUGUUGAGCCGGUGUGCUUAGAUGUCCUGGUUAAAUGGCGUGGCGAUGAAGAAACCGGACGGGAUCAAAUGGAUGAGAUUCUUCGCGAAGUCGUCAUCAUUACAGAUACAGAAGAAUCGGAAGAGAGUUCCGAUGAUGAUGACAGUUCUGGAGAGGAAGGCGAAAUCACUUCUUCGAGCUCCGCAAGCCUUUCCCAACCAAAUUCACGCACCCAAAACCGAUGCGCUCCGAUGUCCAUUCCAGUGGCAGAACCCGGGGCGCUUGGCCAACUUAACCAAAAUUCGGAUAUAGAAACGACGGCUCCAGUCGCUGUGUCAUCACAGAACCAUUCCAAGCGUAACGUUAAAGCUCAGAGAGACAAGAGGGCACAGCGCGGCUUCAAACGCUAUCAGGCAGCUUGGGAGCAAGCUGUUAGUAGACGCGAAGCUCAAGGAAAUACCCCUGCAGACACGCCUUACGAAGAUCUGACAAGUAGAAAGCGUCAGCAAGGUGUGGUUUCACCCAUCCAAGAACCAAACCAGUAUAUCGUGAAACCUACUACAAACCCCCAAGGGACAGCCUACGGUGCUCCGGAGCAACGACGAUACCCCGAUUCAAUACACGCUAGAAGACCAGAACCUUCCUACUCACAACAAAGACUAGCACCCCAACUAUUUGUGGACAGAAAUGAGGUAAUGGUUAGACCCCAGGCUGAGCGUUCUGCAUACUUUCAAGAUGCUCCACCACGCAUUGGCACUUCCUCAUAUCAGUCUAGGGAGCAGAGACUGCCAUUGAUGGUGAGAGGGACCCCGCCAAGUCAAGGCCUACAAGACUUGCUUGUGCCCUCAAUUGAAACAGGCUCAAGCGAUGCACUGGUUGAAUCACCUCGCCCAGAGCUGCGGCGUGAGAUAUAUCGUGGUUUUGAUCAAGAUUCAUAUCCGAGGCGCGCGGUUGAACGCCGAAGGCAGUCACCAGCAGGACACCAAGUUAUCGUGAUCAAUGAUAAUAGUCCGCAGGCCAAGCGUCGUCGUGUGAUUGAAGAAGAUGACUUCGGUCACUUUAGACCUGUACCAUUGCAUAAUGAGAGGGUUUAUAGCAUAGCCCCUCAUGCUGAUUCUCAUUUAAUGCCCGCGUCGUCUCUUCAGCCCAGAAAUUUUCAUACUCAAAAUCCGAGAACACCAUGCCAAUCAAGUCAAGAUUUGUUGAGGGACACGCAACAGUCGUUGACAGGCCCUUCUGGAGAACGAAUCCCUGUUUACGAUGCGCCUGUAGAGUCUGGUUAUCUUGCAACAACGCCUAGCCAUUUCAGAAGAACAGAAAUUGGUGUUGGUUCUGGAUAUCAAUGGGAAGUACCUCACACCAGGGGUGAGAUGGAUUUCCCUAGACAUCUUCCUGAUAACGUCAAUGAGAACUUGUAUCUUCGUCAACCAGUCGCUGAAGAAUUCAGGAUGGUUGAUCGCGGUCAAGCCGUUCGACUGAAAGAGCCCGACUUCGGUCCCAUGAAUCAGGGUCAGAGAUCCUCGUCAUCAAGUGUUCCUGUUCCAUACAGAGUUUCUCGUUCUUAUGAAAUGAACCCUGAUCCCGUAUAUCCAGACCAGGCUUUCAUUCAUACUUUCUCUCAAUCUCGACAUGACCCUCCCUUGCCGAAAGCAAGAGAUGGGACCAACCUCCCCCCUGAAAGAUCUCAUCAGAAUUUUGUUAGUCAGGACAAUAUUCCUCAGCGGUUUGAGGACCAGUCAGCUAGGUCAUUUACAACAGUUCGCCCUGCUCAAGCGAGGUCUCCAGUACAAUACGUGGAAAGACCCAUGUACUACAGGGAAGACAUUCGCGAGCCUGCGUUGCAUGAGCAGGGCCAAACACAGAAUUUGGGACGCCGUUAUAUUGUCGAAAGGCCGCCAGCAACUAUGAGAGAGCGUCCACCACCGCCCGAAUCUGGUGGCGAUUCCCCAAUAUAUGUUCGGACGGUCCCCAGACACCAAGUCAUUGCUCUUGAAUAG